AUGCCACACUCUCCUGAGCUGUUCGGCAUGGGAUCUCGCACCAGGCGUCGCACUCAUACGUCGCACUCUCCAUACUGUAGGUGCGCCUACUCGGUCCCGUGUAGGGGUUCCUACGCGGUACCGAGCUCGUCUCCGAGUAGCCUCGCUACCGAGCUCUCGCUGAGGAGUCGUAUUUCUAACAUCGGUCACCUCAAACAUCUUGACCUCAAAGAGGACCGCGUCCGGAAGGGCCUGGUCCGGAGGGCACAGACGCAGCAUUGUUCCGUGCUCAAGUGGGCACUGUUGGGGGCGACGCGGGCACCGACCAAAGCUGCCCCGCACCCCUUGUUCCCAGCUCUCCAUCACAUCGAGUCCCGCGGAGACGGCUACAUCCAUUCCACCGAGGAUGCGGUCUACGGUCUCGACAAUGACGAGGAGGAACAUCAUACGCAACUUGGGCAGAUCCUACACCUAUACAUCAACUUGGAGCGCAUUCCCGCCGCCCAGGUCAUCGACGCCGGUGCGAGAUCGCGCAAGAAGCGCCAGGUGUCGCCAAGGUUCAAUAUCUGCCUCGGUGCACUUGGAGCCACCGGCCGGGCGCAUCCAUGUAACGGCGGAGUCAGGAUCAUCCGCGACUGGAUCAAAGGCCUCAGCAAUCGCAAGGCAGUUCACGACAUCUGUUUCCAUACCGACAAUCCACUCGAGCUCAUCUCCUGCAUCAUUCCCAAAAUCAAGUGGCCGACGGGAACCCUCACUAUCCGCAACAGGCGCCAGUACGAUAUCACUGGAUCACGGACGGGUCAUCUCAUGUUGAAGGGGGAAGUCGACUACUACACCGAACUGUUCAAGAAAAUUCGCUCAGCUAUCCCCUCACCUGGGACGAACGAGCGGGUCGAGCUAUACGGCGCGUUCCAGGCAGGUCACAACGUGGACGAGCAGGUGCGGGAGGAACUUCGACGCCUCGCAUACGAUAAGCUUCGGAACGACAUCGGGAUGAAUCACAGGCCGACGGUGUUAUGGAGGUCUGGAUCGGACCGCUCGGAUACGAAGGGCCUGUAUGUCAUUGUCAGGGAGGAGAGGCAUCGUGUGACGGCGAAACGACUCGAGAAGACUGGGAAUCGCGGGUUGUUGCCUCUCUCCCCUGUCAACGUUAACAUCAUGGGGUAUCUUCACGCAGGUGGCAAAAGCAGAGCCCUGAUCAUGCGACUGCGUCUUUUGCUCAGAGUCCGUGGUCGCAAGACGACAUUUGAGCUGCAGACGGGGCCCUCGCUGCUGGCAGAGCAAGCCAUAUGUACUGCCGCAGCCACCCCCAGAAUAGGAUACAUUCUUGACAUCGCUCAAGCCUCUGCCUUGCCGACCACCAACCCGUGUCGCCACAUUCAGGGUUUUCCUCCCAGCUCCACAUUCCUCAGCAUGCGAACAGAGCUCAACGCGUCGCUCUCGCCACACUUCUUUCCUCUUCGAUACCUCACUCAUCACUCGCCGAGGUAUCCAGCGUUCAUCACACGGCUCGCCGUACACCGGUACCUCUCCCGAACCAACAUUUCUCCUCCCCUUUCCAAUCCUUUCCAAUCCUUUCCAAUCACACCGCCCAUCAUGGACCCCCUUCUUACCCCCCGGCUCCCCGUCGAGCUCGUCACCCAUAUUUGCGACAUUCUUCGCGUUCGUGCCGACUCCUCCGCACUCUGCGCCAUCCUACGGUCGUCCUCCGUCUUUUAUGACAUCGCGGCGCCCAAGAUCUAUCGUCGGGUCCGGCUCAGCCAGGCAAACAUUCAGAUGUUCCUGCUCGGCAUGGCCCUCAUCCGUGAGGGCGACUCCCCGGCCAGAGGCAUCGACUGCCGUCCCUUCGGAGAUCCCGCCUCGGGGGAUGGAGGGCCUUUGGGGAAGGAGAAGCAUCCGGAUGAGCUGCGGUGGGAAGGGAAGGUGCAGCUUUUCAGAUAUAUCGAGGAACUUCAAAUCACCGGCCUGUUCGACGCUGACAAAGAGGACGGCGAGGGAUACGAUCACGGGGAUAUCGCCAAAUGGGCUUUCGGCAAGAGCUCAUAUCGUCGGACAUCUUCUUUGUCGCUCCCGGACCGGUUGCUCCCCUCUCUGCGCCGGAUCGAACUUCACGCCGUCAAUACCGGUUGUCAGCAGCCAGCUCUGCAGCUUGACUUGCGCCGACACGCAGUUUCCCCCGAUGGAACCACAUUCAGAGGAUCGGACCUCUGCGUUCGCGCCCAUAGCAACCUCUCCCUCCUGGAUACGCCCAAGGCGCGUCUCGCACCAUCCUUCCCUCCGAAGGGCACAGCCCGCUAUUACGUUGACGAAUCUACGGGUCCUCCAGGCCCCGGCGCCCCAGCCAGCGGGACCGAUACCGACCCUGCCAUCAGGGCCUGGCGCAACCUCUAUUUACGGUCAGGGGCCAAUAAAUACCGCCUGCGGGUCUUCGGCGCUUUCCGGAACCAGGCGUCAGAGAGUGAUGAGCGAUCAGUCCGUGAUGCGACGAUCGCCGAUCUCACGGGGUAUGGCGGAAAGCAUCUCAGGGAAGUAGCGGACGCGCCGUUGGCGGACCGGAGGGGGGGUUUGUGGUUCGCACCUAGCGGCUAUAUGGAAGGGUGUAUGUGCGGUGAAGCAACUCAAGGCAGAAGCGAACGUCGUCCGAAUUCGGCGACACAACCCUCCGCGAACGCCCUGCACCGGCAUAGACGCCCCCUCGGCUCGCCGAAAGCCGCGGAUCUCUCUAGGAUCUCCCUCGCUUCGACGAUGAUAACUGUGUACAGAUGA
Dioszegia hungarica is the source of this 2745-nucleotide messenger RNA. RefSeq lists its product as uncharacterized. The transcript is spliced from 7 exons. The coding region runs from base 1 to 2745 and encodes 914 amino acids. The record is from RefSeq and is a predicted model, not a curated record. Lineage: Eukaryota; Fungi; Basidiomycota; Tremellomycetes; Tremellales; Bulleribasidiaceae.